Molecule: messenger RNA, 5293 nt
Organism: Acipenser ruthenus (sterlet)
Lineage: Eukaryota; Metazoa; Chordata; Actinopteri; Acipenseriformes; Acipenseridae
Product: runt-related transcription factor 2-like
Exons: 7
Coding region: 823-2115 (430 amino acids)
Biological process (GO): regulation of transcription by RNA polymerase II; hemopoiesis; regulation of cell differentiation
Cellular component (GO): nucleus
Molecular function (GO): DNA-binding transcription factor activity, RNA polymerase II-specific; ATP binding; RNA polymerase II cis-regulatory region sequence-specific DNA binding
Source: RefSeq, a predicted model, not a curated record
AAAAAAAAAAAAAAAAAACAGAACAGAACAGAAAGUGGAACGGUUGUUGCUGAAAACCAUACACACUUCUUCAAAUAUAUGAAAAGAUGUAAGAUCGCACAUGGAGAUUUUGAUAGGUUGCUAGCGAGCUCUGAGAGGCGUGUGUGCUUUUUACCAUUGGGUAUGUACAUAGAACAACUGCGUUUUCAGGAAGUACCAGUCUAUACCUUUAUAAUCCGAUGGGUGGCUUAUUAUACUUUUCAUUCAUUGAAGGAAAUGCAUUAGACUGUAGGUCAUGAUUAUUUUUUAAACGUUCGCAGAUUUGGGUUUUUUUUCAGAGACUUUAAAGGUGCAAAACAGAAGAUCAAAGGCGCAAAAUUAGGACGGCUGCGGAAGUGAGAACAGCCAAAGAAAGAGAGGGACUUAAUCAGACUUCUCUUCUGAAGAGACAGAAGCAUUUGGUUAUUUAUUUUGAAUGCAGUAUGAUGACUGGCUUCAGACACCACGUGUUUGAGUCUCAUCAGCAUAAUGAUCGGGUAAGACUGUAUAUAUAAACCACAAAAACCUGAUCAUUAGAAAUUCCUGCCUCCAAAGACAAACCACAUUUCGGGACAAAAACUGUGGCUUUUUUCGGUUCCUUCAUCCUACCGACCGCAACUUUUUUUGGAUCAACGAGAACAUUUUAAACCCUAUACAAAAAAGACUUUAGAUCUCUGUCUUAAACAUUUUGUGGAAAACUUUUAAAGGGGAAUAUUUUUUAAAGGACUACAAAAUGCAGAAUAUCCCAGCUCCAGCCGGAGGUUCAGUCCCCCGUCCAGUAGCCUUCAAUCCGUCCCAGCUAAAAUGAGCGAACUGAGCCCGGCGACUGGGCAGCAAGAGGCGGCUCCAGCGGUACCCAGACCUCGGGCGCACGAUAACCGUACAAUGGUAGAGAUCAUCGCUGAUCAUCCAGCAGAACUCGUACGGACUGACAGUCCCAACUUUCUUUGCUCCAUCUUGCCGUCACAUUGGAGGUGUAAUAAAACAUUACCCGUGGCAUUCAAGGUGGUAGCUCUGGGGGAGGUCUCUGAUGGGACAGUGGUCACAGUGAUGGCUGGUAAUGAUGAGAACUAUUCUGCUGAAUUGAGAAAUGCCUCUGCCGUCAUGAAGAACCAAGUUUCAAGGUUUAAUGAUCUGCGAUUUGUGGGAAGGAGUGGACGAGGCAAGAGUUUCACAUUGACAAUCACAGUAUUCACAAACCCACCCCAAGUGGCAACUUACCACCGAGCAAUAAAGGUUACUGUUGAUGGACCUCGGGAACCAAGAAGACACAGACAGAAGCUGGAUGACCAGCCGAAGCCUGGUUUGUUUUCAGAGCGCUUGAGCGAGUUGGAGCGUCUUCGCCAGACCACAAUGAGAGUCAGUGUCCCGACACAAAACCCCCGAUCCUCCCUCAGCGCAGUGCCUACACCCUUUAACCCACAAGGCCAAACCCAGAUCUCAGACCCCAGACAGACCCAGUCAUCUCCUCCCUGGUCGUAUGACCAAUCUUAUACACCUUAUCUGAGCCAGAUGACUUCACCAUCCAUACAUUCUACAACCCCGCUCUCCUCCACCCGAGCCACAGGGCUUCCUGCUAUCAGUGAUGUGCCAAGACGCCACCCAGGAGCUUCAGACUUGAGCCCGUUUUCAGACCCCCGGCAGUUUGAACGACAGUUCGCCGGCCUGUCCUCCCUCACUGAGAGCCGUUUCUCCAAUCCCAGGAUGCACUACCCAGCCACCUUCACCUACACGCCCACCCCAGUCACGUCAGGCAUGUCACUGGGCAUGUCCACAACCACCCACUAUCAUACCUACCUGCCACCUCCUUACCCUGGCUCCACCCAGAACCAAAGUGGACCUUUCCAGACCGGCAGCACCCCCUAUCUCUACUAUGGCUCUUCUGGAUCCUACCAGUUCUCCAUGGUGCCAGGAGGAGACCGUUCCCCUUCCAGGAUGCACCCGCCUUGCACAAGUGCCUCAACUGGCAGCUCCCUCAUCAACCCCAAUCUUCCAAACCAAAACGAUGGAGUUGAUGCUGAUGGAAGCCAUAGCAGCUCACCAACUGUGUUAAACUCAAGUGGAAGGAUGGAUGAGUCAGUCUGGAGGCCAUAUUGAAACCAGCAAAACUUUUGUGAACCUUAAAGAACCAUCAGCUUUAGCGAACCAGCGAGAUAAUAUGAGAGCAGUAACAUAUCAGCUUCGUAAUUUUAAAAUGUAAGGGUUUUAAAGCACAAACCAAACUUAAUAACCCUCUUUCAAGAAAGAGGCAUGUUAAACUACAAAAUAGCCUUAUAUAUAGCCUUAAUGGUACAAUUGAGAGAUUAAACAUGGUACAUAAGACUUUUAAUGUUGAUCUGCAAUGGUACUAGAUUUCAGAUUGUUCUCACAGCAAUAAAGAGGAAUAGAAGAGAUCAAGAGACUUUUUGAAAGAAUAUGGAAAUAUUUAUGGCAUUCCACUGCAAAUCCAGUUGCUGAAAUUGCAAAUCAUGGACAGGUCAUUAUAUUAAUAAGAGCAAAUGGGCCAAGGGCUUCCAUUUUAUUAUUGAAUUUGACUCUUGUUUGUCAUGUACAUAGAGUUGUGUUCUAUUUUAUAAAUGCUGUUUAGUUGAGCGUUUUUUAUAUAUAUAAUUCAUAAAUGUAAUGCUGCACAUUUAGCACUGAGUGCCAGUCUUUGCUUAUUUUAUAUAUGUAACAGAAAUUCUGUUCAUUUUAAAGGUACCAGCUUAAGUGUUUGUUUAUUAUUUUUUCAUAAUUUAAUUUUUAGUUGCAAAGUUGGUACUGAAAAAAAGGUAACGCCUUUUAAAGCCAUAAAUUAUUAUAAUGUAUUUGAUAAUUAAAACAUUUUAAAUAAUGUUUGAAGCAUCUUAGUUAAAUUAAUAGCUUAUUUUCUUUUGUAAUUUAAAAUAUAUAUUGUUAUUUUGUGAGGACUCAAAGCAAGGGGAUCAUUUAAGUUCAUUAUGUUGGACCACAUAUUUUUUAAAUUAAGUUAAAGUGCCAUUUUAGACAGAAGGCCAGUACGCUACCAAGGUCAAGCACAGAGUUCCCUAAGCUCAUAAGCACAAGAACUGGAUAAAGUAUACUCACAUGCUUGGUAUGAAUGGUAUCAAAGCUUUUAUUACUGAUUUUAGCAUACAGCUUGGAACAUAUCUAGGCCUUGUUUGUAUCAUAUGAAGGACAUAAGUUCUUUUAAUUCAUACAGUUAUAUGCUUGGCAUCUCAAAGCCAACUUAAUGCAUAUGAAAGUCGCAAGUGAGGCCUUAGAAGUUCCAGCUCUGCGUAACGAAAAGCACUUACUGUUUCAGAAAUCUGUGGUUAGAAGAUCCUGGGUUUGAACACCAGCUCCUCUUCCACUUACCUUCUGUGUUGCCUUUAAUACCUUGUGUCUCUGCACCACCCUAUUGUAAUUAGGUAAAUAAUUAAUUUAAAACAUUAUCAAAUAUAUUCAUAUUUAUUUUGCACACUUCCGGCAUUCGGACACCAAUUAAUGACACCAAUUAAAAAAACUUGUUUCUUCAAAAAAAGGAGAGUUCUUUUUUUUUGUGCAAUGUCUGUUCAUGGGAAUGCUCAGUAGUACAGUUCUACACAUAUUUGUUCAGUCCCCUUAAUGACAGACCUAUAGCAUCUAAACUGGUUAUUCAUUUGGCUGUAUAAUGUGUAGGUCUCAUUUUGAUAGCUGCCAUGAAGUUCCACGUGAAAAAAAAGAAAGAAUAUGGUAUUCUUAUUUAUUGCAAUAUUUACACACUAAAAAAAUGAAUAACCAUCCUAAGCCAAUGUUACUUUUUAAGGUCUGAAUAUGUUUUAUGGAUUUUGUACUGUGUAUUUUGUUUUGUUUUGCAAAAAAGCAGUAAUACAGUAUGCCUGAAUACGCUUCAUAUGAGCAUUGUUUAGUAUUCUCUGGUCGAUUGAUGAUGUCAUUGCUUUUAUUUAUUGUCUGUGGUAGCUAGACGUGUACACCAUGGAAUUGGAGUACUGCAAGGGCAAGCUGUUACCUAUUUUUUAAAAACAGGUAGUAUAUUUGUAAACUUAUUUUUUGUUAUUGCUGAGAAAGUCUUGUGAAAUAUGAAUAUGUUUUUGUAUACAUAUAAAAAGUAAUUUUCUAAAGGUUCUGGACCAAUGUAAUUUAAGAUGGCUGCAGGCAGCAACCUGGGAAGCAAAUGUAAGGAUUGUUUUGUUUGUUUGUACAGUCAAGCACUUCAUUGUCUAGGUGGAAUUAUUACCAGCCCUGUUUACUUCCUGGGACGAGAGGCUUUUCAUAAGGAGUUAUGGACAUUGCUUUUCAGAAGGAGCUAUGGACAUUGCUUUUCAGAAGGAGCUAUGGACAUUGCUUUUCAGAAGGAGCUAUGGACAUUGCUUUUCUUCAUACUGCACCAAUGCAUGACUCAAAGUUUCAGACCAAUAAGAAAUCAGUACUGGUGACCCAGCAGUAAACUUUUAGCUGUAUGUAAGUAGGUUUUGUUGCAUUUGCAAUUUCAAUAAAUGCUAAUCAGGCAAAAUGAAAUAUGCAUAAUCAGAACUUGCUUUGCAUUACAGUUGCUUCAAAAGAUUACAAGAGCAUUAAUUCUGGAGAUUAUGCUGUGUCAUAUUUCUUAUAUGCCACUGUCAGUCCAGUUACACUAAAACAUAGCUGAAUAUUUUAAACAGAAGUGAAAGACUAUAUUCUUGCCAUGACCAAGAAUACCAAAAUAUUUACAAAAUUAAUAUCUGUAUUUUCAUUACACCCCAGAGUUGAGACAUUCUUCAACCAUCUUGCUUUCUGAAACCUUGAAUACACCCCAUUUUGUAUUUCAUAUUUGUUGAAAAUUGUUUACAUAUUGUUUACAGAACUGUUAGCAGAUAACAGCAAGUAACUCUUUUCAGUGUAUUACCAAACUAGAAUAUAUAUAUAUAUAUAUAUAUAUAUAUAUAUAUAUAUAUAUAUAUAUAUAUAUAUAUAUAUAUAUAUAUAUCACCCAACAACCAUACUGUUACAUAAUAGCUUUAAUUUCUCUCAUUGAGCUGUUUCAUAGAUACGCUUACCAUUCUUGCAUACUGCUGGAAAAAAAAUGCAUAUUAUGUAAUAUUUGUGUAAACAUAAGCUUUUUUUCAUUGUCAUUGUCAAAUAAUUGCUUUCUAUGCAUAUACUGUACCGAUGCAAUGUGUUUUUAUUGUGCCUCAGACACCAUUGAGUGUGAAUGAGUUUGCUCCUCCAAAUGAUAAGGGACUAAUAACAAUUAGUGAGAUUGUCUGGCAUUUUCUCAUGAUUGUAACAUUUAUUGAAGUUUGGAUUUAAAUAAAAAUGGCUUUUUUGGUACUGA